AUGCCGGAUAGAUGCGCCUCCCCGGGGGUAAAAGCCAGCGCAGCGCCCAUCCAGCGCGCGCACGUCCUGGGGCUCGCGCCGCUGCCGGCCGAGCCGACGCGGCUGUACCGCGACGCGCACCGCGUCGUCCUCAAAGCCAAGGCGCCGUUCGCGGGCUACGUCCGAGAGGUCCGGCUGCGGCUGCACGGCCGGCCGGCGGGGCCGGCGGACGGGAGCGGCUGGGACGUGUGCUCGUACAGCACGCGGGCGGGCGCCAUGGGCGAAUCGCAGGGCUACCUCGUCGAGGAGCGCCGGCGGGCCAUCCGCGUGGCGCACGUGCUCGGCGCGGAGCAGACGGUGCGCGUGGCGCCGCCCCUCUACCUGGAAGCGGGCCAGUACGUCGGCGUCCAGAACAGCUCCGGCGACCUGUGCGCCGGGUGGCGGGCCGGCUGGGGGCCGGGGGGCCGGGGCGGCCUGUGCCUGUCCCUGGACGACGAAGGCGAGCACGGCCAGUACGUCUGGAAGUUCGAGGGGGGCGUGGCCUCCGAGCGGGGCUGGCCCCGGGGCCUGCUCGAGACCGCGGGGCGGCUGAAGGAACGGCACGUGGGCUUUUGCGCCAUGCUAAGUGGAGGCGCCGCGGCCGCGGCCGAGGCCGUCGUGCAAGCGCCCGUCCAGGCGCGCCUCGUCGAGGGAGCCCAGACCAUGCCUGACGAGGCCUUCAGCGCCCGUCUCGCUGUACAUCGCCUGCGGACGGAGUCGGAGGAGUUCGCGGUCAACACAGUCAGGUCGAGCUCGCCGGACGGCGGAUUGGUCGACAACCUGGCACCCCUGGCGCGCCACGCCCUGAAAUACGGCGAAUUGGUGGUCUCGGCCGGAAGCGUCGUGGACGCCGAUGUCGACGCGAUCGUGAACGCGGCCAACAAGAGCUGUCUCGAAAGGGGCGGCGCAGACGGGGCGAUCGCUCGAGCCGGAGGAGCGUUGUUAGCGGAGAAGCGGCAGGCCUUACCCAUCAUCAGCGGCGGCGACAAGCGCUGCGAGGUCGGCGACGCCGUCGUCACCACGGGCGGGCCCUUUGGGUUUCUGGCGUGCUCCGUCGUCAUCCACGCCGUCGGGCCCGACUACCGGAAGCUGGACGCCAACACGCGCGGGGGCGACGACCUCCUGCGCGACGCCUACCUCGCGGCGAUGCGGCGCGCCCAGGAAAAUCACUGCAAGACGGUCGCGUUUACUCUGUUGUCGGCGGGUAUCGGUCGAGGGACGCGGUCGUUGGAGAACGUGCUCGAAGUGGCGGUGCGCGCUAUUGGCGACAUGGCUUAUCCAGGUCUCCAGCGGGUGCACCUCGUCGCCUUCAGCCCAACCGAGCAGGAGGUCCUCCAGCGCGUCGCGAAGUUGUUGCUGGCGGGCGGGCCCGUGCCGCGCCGCUUGCCGCCACAGCGGCAAGCGAGCAGCGCGGUUUUGGCGAACCGCGUCGUCAUGCUGCAGAGCGAGCCGUUGAACAAUUCGACUGUGUACGCACGAGAUCGAGAAAUACCACUAGGGAAGAUCGGCGGAUUGGAUCUAGAGGGCGAGGCCAACAAACUCCGGCAGGCGCUGCGCGAAGCCGCAGCUUGCGCGAACGUUGACGUCGAGCUCCAGGUCCGCACCGCCACCGUGGACGCGUUCCAAUCGGCCGUGACGCUGGGGGCGCGCGUGGUGCAUUUUGCCGGCCACGGCAAAGAAGGGAUUAUGAUGUUCGAAGACGGCCACGGCGGCGCGCACGCCUUGGAGGCCAAGGCGCUGCGGAGGUGUGUGUCAGCCUGUGCGGCUGGGACAUGCAAAUUGGUGGUGUUGAACUCGUGCAAGAGCGAAGAUGUUGGGCGAGCGUUCGUGGCCGCGGGCGUGGAACACGUGGUCGCCGUGGCGCAGGACCAGAACAACGGUAGGAUUUCCGAUCGCGCGGGCAUAGAAUUUUGCCGGGCGUUCUACCGAUCUCUGGCGAUUAUGGAUUCGGUGCGCACAGCCUUCGACAUCGGUUGCGCCGCAGCGCAGAACACGCGCAAGAACAUGACUUCGGACGGACGCUUCGUACUGCUCCCGGAGGACCAACCCCACGACGAGCCCAUCUUCUCCGAGAUCCCCGGGUCGUUCCGCGAGACGACGCCGCCGCCGGUGCCGUCCAACGCGCCGCCGCCGCCGACGUUUUUCGUGGGCCGGGAUUCCGAGUUGUUGGUCUGCCUCGAGUCCAUCCUCAACCAUCGUCUCACAACGAUCGGCGGGCGCUACGGCUCCGGCAAGAGUGCUUUGGCGGCAAAAGCGGCGGCCUACGUGCGACAUCAUCGGAAAUUCGACGCUGUGGUCUGGGUCGAAGCCACGACGCACGACCGCUUCUUCGACGACGUGACAGGGGCGGCGGCGUUCAUCAACACCUCCACGCUGGCGGACCUGGCAAGCGCCGGGAGGGUCCUCGUGGUCCUGAACGAUUUUGAACGACUCGUCACAGCCGGCGACGAACAAAGAGCGAGAGAACGCUGUCGCUUGUUACUGCAGGGUCUACUGGAAGCGUGCUCGAACAUAAGAGUGCUGCUGACGUGCUCGUCGGGCUCGGGCAUCGGCCUCGUGCGUGGCGUCACGGAGCAGCCAGUCAGCCUGGGGCCAAUGGCGCCGGGCGACACCGCGCUCUUACUCCUGCAGAGGUGUACCGAGCUCAAGCGCCGCGUCACGAAUCCCUACACGCCGCUACCUCCCAAAACUGCGCCGCACGAUGUGGUCGUCGCGUGCGCGUUGCAUCCGUUCAUAAAACGUCUCAAUGGGCUGCCGUACGCGGUCCUGCUAGCGGUGGCUAUUCUGAACAAGCUCUUCGCGGCGGAAAGGGCGGAAAAGGAGGCGUGUGAAGCCGCGGGCGCGAGCACGCCGCCGCCGCCGCCGUCGCGCGAACCGCUGGACCGCGCCUUGCGCGUGCUCGAUGAACCGGAUGUGUUCGACGCGGACCUCCGGCGGUUCCGCGACGAGCUCAACUACGUGGUCCUGUACGGGCGGGGGUAUCGGCCCGAGCCCGAAGAUACCUCCACGCCCGCGCCCGAAUUCCGCGCUCGGAUUCCCGGAGGGCUCGUGCUCGCCGGGUUGGCGGCCCUCGUGGCCGGCUACGCGCUCGGUCCGACGGCCUGGACGACGACGCGCAUCGCGCCGCCGCCUCAGAUCGAGUUCGCCGACGACGCAUUGCGGCGGUUCGUCGAACAGAACGGCCUGAGCGCGUACGCGGCGGCCAUUUUGGGUGUGGCCGACUCGCUCGACGACUUGGUCGAGGCGACGGAUGAAGAUGUGGACGAGCUCGCGGCGGAGACGGGUAUGCCGAAGCUCAAGCAAAGGAAGUUCAAGCGAGCGCUCGCAGGCCUGCGCGGCGCGACGUAG
This is a messenger RNA of Pelagomonas calceolata, 3366 nucleotides long. Lineage: Eukaryota; Pelagophyceae; Pelagomonadales; Pelagomonadaceae. The record is from the annotation of a GenBank genome assembly.